Molecule: messenger RNA, 4790 nt
Organism: Phalacrocorax carbo (great cormorant)
Lineage: Eukaryota; Metazoa; Chordata; Aves; Suliformes; Phalacrocoracidae
Source: RefSeq, a predicted model, not a curated record
GCCCGGCCCGGCCCAUCGUUGGGGCGGCCGCUCUGCGCUCGGCUCCUCCGCCCUGCCUCUCGGCCCUGGAUUAGCGAAACUGGCGACGUGGGACGGCCGCCGGCCCGGCCCCCGCGCCCCGCCGCGCCCGCCGGGGUGAAGCCGGGACCCGCAGCCCAGCGGAGCGCAGCCCGGGCAGCCGGCCGCCGCAGCGUCCCCGCCGGCGGGACUCUCAGCCGGGAGGCGAGCAGCGGCGCUCUCCUGCCGCAGCCCCGGUGGCGGCGGCACCGCGGCGGCGGGGAGCCUCCCCUUCUCCCGGGCGGGUAGUCGGUCGGUCGGCCGGCGGGGCCAUGGCGCUGCGGGCUCGGGCGCUGUACGACUUCAGGUCGGAGAACCCGGGGGAGAUCUCCCUGCGGGAGCACGAGGUGCUGAGCCUCUGCAGCGAGCAGGACAUCGAGGGCUGGCUGGAGGGCGUCAACAGCCGCGGCGACCGCGGCCUCUUCCCGGCCUCCUACGUGCAGGUGAUCCGCGCCCCCGCCGCCGAGCCGCCGCCGCCCGCCCGCUACGCCAACCUCCCGGCCGGCGGCUUCGAGCCACUGCCGACCCCCGCCGCCUUCAAGCCGGCGACGCAGCAGCCCCCGCCUCCGGCGGCAGAGGCCUUCCCGCUGCCCCCCGCCGCCGGCGGGUACCCAUUCCCGCCGGCGCCCUACGGCGGCCCCUACCAGCCCAGCCAGGGCAGCGAUGACGACUGGGACGAUGACUGGGACGACAGCUCCACCGUGGCCGACGAGCCGGGCGCCCUGGGCAGCUCCUACCCCGACUGUGAGGCGGCGGGCGGCGGGUCCUCCGGCCGCUACCGACUGUCAACCCGGUCUGAGCUCUCCCUGGGCUCCCGCGGUGGCGGCGGGCACCCGGCGGGACACCCGCACCCACCCGGAGGCGGCGGCGGUGCCAAGAGCUCGGCCACGGUGAGCCGCAACCUCAACCGCUUCUCCACCUUUGUCAAGUCAGGCGGGGAGGCCUUCGUGCUGGGCGAGGCAUCGGGCUUCGUGAAGGACGGGGACAAGCUGUGCGUGGUGCUGGGCCCCCGGGGCCCUGAGUGGCAGGAGAACCCCUACCCCUUCCAGUGCUCCAUCGAGGACCCCACCAAGCAGACCAAGUUCAAGGGGAUGAAGAGCUACAUCGCCUACAAGCUGGUGCCCAGCCACACCGGGCAGCAGGUGCACCGCCGCUACAAGCACUUUGACUGGCUCUACGGGCGGCUGGCUGAGAAGUUCCCCGUCAUCUCCGUGCCCCACUUGCCAGAGAAGCAGGCCACCGGCCGCUUCGAGGAGGACUUCAUCUCCAAACGUCGCAAAGGCCUGGCCUGGUGGAUGGACCACAUGUGCAGCCACCCCGUGCUGGCUCAGUGCGAUGCCUUCCAGCACUUCCUCACCUGUCCCAGCACAGACGAGAAGGCCUGGAAACAAGGCAAGCGCAAGGCUGAGAAGGACGAGAUGGUGGGUGCCAACUUUUUCCUGACUAUCAGUGUCCCCACAGGCCCUGGGGCCAGCCUGGACUUGCAGGAGGUGGAAAGCCAGGUGGAUGGCUUCAAAGCCUUCACAAAGAAGAUGGACGAGAGCGCCCUGCAGCUUAAUCACACCGCCAACGAGUUUGCCCGCAAACAAGUCACUGGUUUCAAGAAGGAAUACCAGAAGGUGGGGCACUCCUUUAAGUGUCUCAGUCAGGCGUUUGAGCUGGACCAGCAGGCCUUUUCAGCUGGCCUCAACCAAGCCAUAGCCUUUACUGCAGAAGCCUAUGACACCAUCGGGGACCUCUUUGCAGAUCAGCCCCGGCAGGACCUAGACCCUGUGAUGGAUUUGUUAGCGCUGUAUCAAGGGCAUUUGGCUAACUUUCCAGAUAUCAUCCAUGUCCAGAAAGGAGCCCUUACCAAAGUAAAGGAGAGUAAGCGGCAUGUGGAAGAGGGGAAGAUGGAGCUCCAAAAAGCUGAGGGCAUUCAAGAACGCUGUAACAUUAUUUCUUUUGCAACCCUAGCAGAAAUUAAUCAUUUCCACAAAAUUCGUGUGAGGGACUUUAAAUCACAGAUGCAGCAUUUCUUGCAACAGCAAAUACUCUUUUUUCAAAAAGUGACACAAAAGCUAGAAGAAGCUCUUCACAAGUAUGACAGUGUUUAAUCUCUGAACUUCGGUUUGUGGACUUCCCUCAGCAUGAACGUGACCCAGGCAGCAGAGCAAAUGCUGCUGCUGCUGCUGAACUGUUGCCAGUGGUAGACAGUGGUACAAGGAUGGUUUUGUGUUCACCUGGAACCCCGGUUUAAUCUCCGAUUAUGUAGAAAGGAAACAGUUACAGGGCUAUGUAAUAGAAACAGUACCACGCAUUGUAACUAAGUUAUAUUGUGUAUGCCUACACUACCAUUGUAACUUUUUUGAAAUAAUGAGUAUACUAUUUGCCUUAUUGCUUUUGAAAUAUGGUAUUUUAGUGCAUACUUUGUAGACCUGAAAACCUUUUGGGUCUUUAAGGAAGUUGGCUAGGUUAAAGCCUGCUUCAGAUGCCUUUUUACUUUCCUAGAUUUGGAUUUCUUAAAUUCAAAUUAUUCUCUGUUUACAGACUCUCCUACUAGAGCAGCUAUGUCAUUCUGUGCCUUUAGACUCUAUUUUUCCUUUUCUAGUAAGUCACAUUUUUAUGAUUGAAUGAAUGAAGGGUUGAUGCCUAUGACAGGAACUGAUUAUGAAACCUCACAUUGACUGGAAAAAAUUCAGCUGCCAUAGAGUUUGCACAGCGCGUACUGUCUUACGACAAAUGUUGGCUCAAAAAGGAGAAUCUAUUCACCCUCUCCCUGAAAAUGGAGACUACUUGUUACAUGUGCUAGUAUGUUAAGCACAUACACAAAAAACACCACUCAGUUCCUUCUCCGAAAUGAGUAAUAGUGAGGGUUUUGUUAUGUGUGGUUUUUUUUAAUAUACACCAUUACUGUGAGUAGAAAUUUGAAGAGCUAGCCUAAUAAAAAUGCCAUAUAUCAAGGGGAUAUGUAUGCAAGCUAUAUGGCUGGAGCAUUUUAUUAAGUUUGAAAUUACCUGCUCAGUGUUCAGUUGCUGAUUCAGUUUAACUUCAGCCUUGCAUUUACAGUUGUUUGCGUUGAAACUCCACUGUGAUUCAUUGCUUCACUAAGUUAGAAAUUUUCAGGGAUGUUCAGUAAUGUAAAUUAUCUGAAAUAAGUCUUUGCUGAACUGACUUGGAAAACAGGUGGCAUUUUUGUUUGUAACACUCAAGAAUUAACAAUUGUCUUAAUUUUUGUAUAAAUAUUUUUGACAGGCAGGGUGCAUUUAUAUAUAUAUGUAAACACUAUCUUUUAAAGAGUUUUCUGGCUUAUUUCUCUUGAGUUAAGUCUGGAGUCAGUGUUUCUUACUUACUGGUUUCCUUCUUAUAGGUCAGUAUGAAAGGGGAUUUUUACUUAUUCUAUAUUUUUUUUCCUAAACAAAAAUAACAAAGCCUUCCAAGGAAGCAAAAUGUUUACUUUUUUGAUUUUAAUUAAAUUAAUCAAAGAUAGCUUAAACAAAUAAAGGCCUGGAAAAGGAAGUUAAGCAACAGUUACAUUUAAAUACAAAUCAUUUCUCACCUAUGCAGCAGAAACAUGUGGUUCUUCUGGUCGAUCAUGUGAUGUAGCUUAACCCCAUACCUCCAUUUUAGAGGAAUAAGUGUAAGAAUGUAGUUUUGAUUUUAAGAUUCAUCCUGAAAUGCUUGGAGAUUGCUAUUUUGUGCAAGUUGUGUUUGGCAGUGCUUCUAGUACAUACUCAAAGCAAAUAAGAUUUGUAAAAGAAAGGACAAUCAGUGAGGAAGGACUCAAUUUCCAGGCUGUUAAAAGAGUUCUGCAAACAACAAGGUUGACCAUAAAGUAAAGACCAUAGUCACAGGGCUGACGUGCCCUUUAUCUUCCUCAUGGUGUCUCGUUCCACAUUCAAAACUCACCACUUCCCCUAACAGCUCUUCCCAGCAGCACUCCAGCUUCCCAUAUGUCACUUAAUUAUGUAAGAUAGUGAUGAGCGAGGUUUGAGCUGAGUUCCAUGGCUUGUAUUUGCUUAAGCCAGAUACUGUUGUAUUAAGUAUCUUUGCAGUAAUUAGAUCAGACUACAAUCAAAUUAAUUCUUUGUGUUUAGAAAUUGAUCUUGGUCCAGUUAAAGUAUUCUAGGGGGUUAGUAUUAAUGACAUGUACAUGUCCAGGAGGAAAUUAAGCUGUGAUAUGUAUACAUACAACAUUAUCAGACAGGUACAGUUUUCCCAAAUAAACUGUCAUGGCCUUCACCUUACUUUCUUAUUUGUGAAUUUUUGGGGCAGGGGGAAGGUAGGGGUGCUAAUUGAUUAAACUUGAUGGACCAAAAAAUGCUUGAAUGGAAUCCUGGAUCUGAAUUGUUGCAGAGUCUGGAAAGGUUCAAAUCUGCAUACAUACUAGCAUCAUCCAUUUUACUCAGUCGUUAUAGAGUUCUAGUUAAACUGAUGUAGGGAGCGUGAACUCCAUUAAUGCUUACUACACUGUGUGAGAACUAUGGUUUUAAAUUUAUUUGGAACGAGUAUGACAUUGACCACUCAUGACUGAUGGACAACUGGAUGGUGUGGUCUGAGAUCCAAAUGUACUCUACAGUAAAGUGAAUGUAUGUUGUGUGGGACUUUAGAAGCAUCAAAGAAAAUUUAACAGAAUCAUUUUGAAUAAAUAAAUGUUGGAGGAAAGCAAAUUAGCUCUAUAGUGUAAUGUUAAAUGCCUUUGUUUUAUUCCAUUCCUGUAAUUUGUUUUUGAUGCGUAACAAUUUUUGCACUGA